Messenger RNA from Penicillium manginii, 1458 nucleotides. RefSeq lists its product as uncharacterized. The record is from RefSeq and is a predicted model, not a curated record. The coding region runs from base 1 to 1458 and encodes 485 amino acids. The transcript has 2 exons. NCBI's taxonomy places the organism in Eukaryota, Fungi, Ascomycota, Eurotiomycetes, Eurotiales, Aspergillaceae.
AUGCAACCGAAUCACUGCGACCUGCUCGGUCAGGUGCGCGAGCCCAGAGCCGCCCGUCAACUGAUGCGCGAUGGCCAUCCGCGAGAUCAGAGUGGCCACCCUGGUCAGCCUCGAACAUCCGGUGCGGCGCCCAUGAGAUCAGAAGGUACCUACACCAUAUUCAUCCCCUUUUAUAUCCUGCGAGCCAGCCUCCCCCUGCCGAUCGGAUUUCGUCAUGGAUACCUUUUGCUCAACACCAUGUACUCACUACGAUACUAUAUAGAUUCGUGGAUCGAAGUCUCCUCCCAGCCCUCGAGCUCGUCUCUGUCCUCGGCCGCCACAAACGACGAUAUAAUAACAACCGGUCUCCAGGUGGAACAUCGCGGGGGAGGCAUGCAGCAAUACCGCAGUCGACGCCGACGAAUGCAGCACCUCGCAGCCGUGACCACUGCCCAGGUUGACUACUCCUCCAACACGGCGAGCAGCAGCCAAGAAGAAUACGAUGAAAGUGAAAGUGAAUCGGAUCCGCCUAUGAGCAGUUCCAACGAAGAUAUUGGCCCAGCCCUCCGCGCACCGUUACCUGCACCCUCCCACUCCGAUGACGAUGCUUCCAGCGACGACGACGAAGAUGAUACCUCAACUGCCCUGGGUAUGGGUAUAAGCCCAUCUCCAUUCGUGCCACAACCAAAUGUAUUCAGCCACCCACCAAACACAUCAGAUCCAUCAUGGACCCGCCCCAGCGAGACCCGACGAUCCCAGCCCAGCGUCAUGUCAACCUCUAGCCGGCGCCCUUCCAUUCGCCGCGAAUCAUACCCUAGUAGUGCUCGACCAUACCGCCGCUCCCAGCAGUCAUCACAACAUAGUCCAUUUAAUAUGUUCUCGCCUUCACAUCACGCAGACCACGAUGCUGCACUGCGUGCCAGCCUAUCAACUCUCCUCUCAUGCGCAGCCGCAGCCCGCGGUCUCCCCAAAUCAGACUCACAACCCAUAAACACUCCCUCCGGCCCAUCUGGUCCGACAACACAACCAGCAGCAUUCCGACUGGUUGGUGAAUGCGUCGCGAUGGGAGAAGAAAGUGGCGAAGAGUACCUCGAAGAUGAAAUCAUCUCUCCCCGGAACACGGAAACCAGCCCACCAUCACGACGCUCAACCUCGCCAAAAGACCGCAUCUCCUCGUCUAAAAAGAGUCGGCGCGUCAGUGUGGCAGACCCAACCUCGAUCACCACGAACACGCCCGUCAGCCCAACUGUCAUGACAUGGGUGAUCAGCGCGGGCGUGGUCGUCCUUUUCUCCGCUAUCAGCUUUUCCGCCGGGUAUAUGCUCGGUCGGGAGGUUGGGCGUGCGGAGAUGGGUCUUAUGGGCGAUGGCGGUGUCCCCGGUGCGCGCUCUUCUGCUGCUUGUGGGCAGGAGGCUGUUCGCGGUGGACUUAAGAGAAUCCGGUGGGGGACUGCUGCCGCUGGCUCUGCAAGUUUGGCCUAG